Molecule: messenger RNA, 2239 nt
Organism: Cutaneotrichosporon oleaginosum
Lineage: Eukaryota; Fungi; Basidiomycota; Tremellomycetes; Trichosporonales; Trichosporonaceae
Source: RefSeq, a predicted model, not a curated record
AUGACCUCAACAGCGCUGGCCACACCCGUCUCCACUGCCGCUCGUACCUCGCUUUCUGUAAGCCUGCCUGCAUGGGCGAACAACACGCCCUCUGCCGGCCCGGUGUCUGUCAGCAUCGAGCACGAUGGGUCGAACAUCACAAUCACAGGGAGGCGGGAAGCGGGCCUCGACGUGUUCCUGGGCAUCCCGUAUGCCGAACCGCCCACUGGACCCCUCCGCUUUGCUCGCCCCCAGGCAAAGCGGUAUAACAGCAGUGUGCUCGCGACCGCCGCCGGUCCAGCAUGCAUGCAGCCCACCGAAGGCGUGAGCCUCAGUACAUCUGAGGACUGCCUCACCCUCAACAUCAUGGCGCCCGCCGGCGUCAGGUCCCGCCUGCCAGUCAUAGUGUGGAUCCACGGCGGCGGCUUCGUGCGUGGCUCGGGCGCCGAGGCCCUUUCCCCCUCCUUCGUAUCAUACGGCGCACGCACCGCGCGCCCCUUCAUCUUCGUGACGCUCAACUACCGUCUCGGCGCCUUCGGGUUCGCGCACGACAACGCAGGCCUAAGGGACCAGAAGCUGGCGCUGCAAUGGGUGCGCGCGCACAUCCAUGCGUUGGGGGGCGACCCCGCCAAAGUCGUGGCGUGGGGCCACAGCGCCGGCGCAGCAUCCAUCGGGCUGCUCAUGCUCAGCAGGCAAAAGCUGUUCCGCGGCGCGAUCCUGCAGUCCGGCGCGCCAGGGCUGGUGCCUGUGCGUCCGCGACACAUGGUGCGGCGGACGGUACGCCGGCUGGCGCGGCUGGCGGGGUGCAAGCGAGAUGAGAUCGCGUGUCUCCGUAACCUCACCGCUGACGGGGUACUGGACGCAGCGGCGCGCCUGAAGGCGCUGCCGGAGUAUGCGCGGUUAGCGGAGUGGGCGCCGGCGCGCGACGAGAUAGUCCCUGCCUCUCCGCUUGCGGCGCUGCGUCGUGUCAAGAUCCCAUUCAUCUGCGGCACGACACGAGACGAGGGCACGUUCAUGCUGCGCAGCGCGAUGAUCGCGGCCUCCGGCUCCAGCCACGCGUCUGCUGACCAUGCUUCGAUGAACGGGGCGAAUGCCUCGCUUCUCUCUGCGGCCGAAUACCUCGCCGCAGCGUGGGCGCUGCCCCGGGACGUGAUAAGCGAGGUUCUCGCGGCGUAUCCCGACGACCCUGCCCUCGGGGCGCCGUUUGGGACUGGGAACGAGACCUUCGGCCUCCCGACACAGUACAAGCAGGUCGCGGCGAUCAUCACAGAUGGGCAGUGGACGAGCCGGCGGCGCGCGCUGCUUGGUGCUAACCGCAAGGCGUGGGGCUACGUCUUUGCGGCUGGCCCGCCCGCGAGCGCAUCACAUCCUGCAUACCUCGGCGCGUCGCAUACCGACGACAUGCCAUACCUCUUCGGAGGGGUGAACGCCACGGUGUAUGGCCCGGAGGAUCUGGACUUGGCGCAGAAGAUGUUGAACUACUGGACGAACUUUGCGUACCACCUCGACCCGAAUGGCGCCGACAAACGGGGCGAGGGCAAUGCCGCGCUCUCGACCUUCUGGGAGACUUAUGACGAGGGGCGUAUUAUGAACCUAAGCGCGGGCGGGACGUGGAUGGAACCGGACGAUGCGCGCUGGGACCAGGUCCAGGUGUUCCGCCGGCCGGCCGUGGCCAAGGCAAUCUUCAACAUGCUUCUCACUUUCUCUCUUCUUGCUGCCCUCGCCAGCCUCGCCGCCGCCGCGCCGCUCGACCUUGAGACGCGCCAGUCGCCCCCGGCAUACCGCUACAUCCACCCGAUCGACGCGCCCGAGCUGUGCAUCACGGCCGUCGCGGACGAGACCGGCGCUUACGAGGGUACUCAACUUACUGUCCGCCGCUGCGUCGCCUCAGCCGACCAGCGCUUCCGCGUCAACUGGCCCAACACCAAGGUCACGUUCCUCGCCGAGCCGACGCUCUGCAUCGACAGCAGCGGCACGCCAGGCAAGCCGGGCAAGAAGCCCAAGCUCAAGGACGGGCGCGCCGCACGCCUCCUCCCCUGCCCAAACGUCGGCAACAUCACCGCUCCCACCAACGGGUACUGGGACCGCAGCGACUACGUGCAUCUGCGCCUGUGGGGGACCGAUGUGUGUCUCGACGGCACCGACGGACUCGUGCACCAGAGCGAGUGCGGCGGCGAGGACCAGGAGUGGGCCUUCGACGUCGUCGGCACCGCGUAGGCGAAGUAUGCUAGCCGCACAGGCCACACUCUCUAGAUAGGAC